Molecule: messenger RNA, 3503 nt
Organism: Oreochromis niloticus (Nile tilapia)
Lineage: Eukaryota; Metazoa; Chordata; Actinopteri; Cichliformes; Cichlidae
Gene: tbx4
Product: T-box transcription factor 4
Exons: 9
Coding region: 298-1938 (546 amino acids)
Biological process (GO): regulation of transcription by RNA polymerase II; angiogenesis; cell fate specification
Cellular component (GO): nucleus; chromatin
Molecular function (GO): DNA-binding transcription factor activity, RNA polymerase II-specific; RNA polymerase II cis-regulatory region sequence-specific DNA binding
Source: RefSeq, a predicted model, not a curated record
AGAAAAUAACCCACUGAGAUCCCCCCUCAGAGCUCAAAGUGCGCACUGCACAGGCGCAGAACGCGGCUUGUCGAUAGAGAAGCUGAAAGGCACUAAGGCAGCCGAACCGACCGGCACUUCCCAGCGGACAGCCGCCGCCGCUGCAGCCGUCGGGACAGCGCUCGAGACGAGCAGUUAUCUUCCAAAAGCACGUGCAGCCGCGGUGGGAAGGGGAGGAACCCUGCUGUUUGCAGGCCGAGGACCGAGCUGCUGUGCGCGGAGAUGGAUUUAAGCAGAUGAUAGCAGACUGCGUGAGCGAUGCUUCAGGAGAAAGCUUCAGCUGUGACGGACGAACAUGUGAGCCGGCUCCAGACCGGCGGGGAGACGGAUCUGCUUCCAGACCAGUCGCGACUGGGCCUGUCCACAGCUCCCACCGUUCCCAGCUCCACCGAGCCCGACCAGAACAUUGAGAACAUUAAGGUCGUCCUUCACGAGAGGGAGCUGUGGAAGAAGUUCCACGAGGCCGGCACUGAGAUGAUCAUUACUAAAGCGGGGAGGAGGAUGUUUCCUAGCUACAAGGUCAAAAUGACUGGGAUGAAUCCCAAAACCAAAUACAUCCUACUUAUUGACAUUGUCCCGGCUGACGACCACCGCUACAAAUUCUGUGACAACAAGUGGAUGGUGGCUGGGAAGGCUGAGCCGGCGAUGCCAGGCAGGCUCUAUGUGCACCCUGAUUCUCCUGCCACUGGAGCUCACUGGAUGCGGCAGCUGGUGUCAUUUCAGAAGCUGAAGCUAACAAACAACCACCUGGACCCUUUUGGGCAUAUCAUCUUGAACUCCAUGCACAAGUACCAGCCCAGGCUACACAUAGUCAAAGCUGAUGAGAACAAUGCCUUUGGAUCAAAGAACACUGCUUACUGCACCCAUGUCUUUCACGAGACAGCCUUCAUCUCCGUAACCUCUUAUCAAAACCACAAGAUCACUCAGCUGAAAAUAGAAAACAAUCCAUUUGCAAAAGGAUUCCGAGGCAGUGAAGAAGGAGAUCUGCGUGUCUCAAGACUUCAAGGGAAAGAGUAUCCCGUGAUUUCAAAGAGCAUGGUUCGCCAAAGGCUCAUUUCAACGCACAGUCACCUAGCGGGGAAACUUGGAGCAGGAGUUAUCGCGGGGCAUCCUCAAGUACUGUCCUCUUACCAGUAUGAUACUGGGGUUCCUUUGCCUAACCCAGACUCCCAAGAUCCCAUUUCUACUCACUUCCCACAAAGCAGAGAUCCCAAUCUUCUUUAUCACUGCUUCAAACACAGAGAUAACGGGCGACACUUGGAGCUCGGAUGUAAACGGUCAUACCUGGAGACAUCAACCGCAGUCUCAGACGAGCAUUACUUUCGGUCGCCUCCUUCUUACGAAUCACCCUUACUCUCUCAUCCAUACCGCACUGAGGCAAUCACUUCUAGAGAGGCGUGUAUGUAUGGCGGUAUGGAAACAGAGUCUGGAUCCGGGGCGGCAGAUGCAGAUGACCCAACCAACUCUCCUUCAAUUAAUUGUAAUAUGUGGGCUACAGUGCAGCCGUACCCUCGCUACGGCAUGGAAGGCGUACCCUACCAGCCCUUUACUGCUCACUUCACCAACUCAGCCACGGUCACGCCUGUGGUGCCACACCCGGCAUCAUCAGUGGUGUCACGACCACAAGCCGACUUGGGCGUCUACAACUCGGCUGCAGUCCAGCGAGGUCUGCCUGUGAUACCACCUUCAACCUCUUCUUCAUCAAGCUCUCCAUCUUUCCCGGGAUCCAGAGAUAGUUCCGGUCAUCCACCUCUGUACCACAGGAAACCAGGAUCACCACUCCUACCUCACCGAGAUUUCUCCAGCUAUUCAGCACAGGGUACAAUAUCCAUCCGGGAGCCAGCUUAUCAGUACCAAGUGGGGCUGAGUAGCACAGGGAGUAACUGGACUGACAGCUAAUGUCGGUCACUGGAGACAUCAGUUUUCUCAUAUGAAGGUUUCCAGAAUCCCACUGCAGGGUGCCAGUGCCAAGCAAUGCUAAUGAACUACAGUCAUGUUGCAGGCAAACUGAAAACCAAUAUCCUUUACACCCAUGUGUUCAUACUGAAUCAAUAUUCCAUCCAAUGCUGUAGGUGGCAAACAGUGGCAGACCUGCUCUUUACUUAGUCAGAUGUGUAGGAUAUGUGCUAUAAGCCAGUGAUCGGGUGGAGUGAGGCGGUUCGGUCACACUAAAAUGCAAAUCAUUGGUUUGAAUGGCACUUGAAGUGUGUCAAAGGGAUCGCUACGGGUACAAAAAGUGUUACGGUUGUCAGUGUCUUGUCCUAUCAAGGUAGCAUUAGCAGAAAAAACACUUAGGAGGAGGACAAAGAAAAUGAAAUAAACAGAAGUUAACAGCUGCGCUGUUUAGUCUGAGAGACACGAGUGCUUUUCAGUCCCAAAAUAAAGAACGGUCGCUGGUAAUUCCUUUUUUUUUAAUUCAUGUCAAUAAAAUGCAUAGAAAGACCCCAAAAAACAAUCUGGUCAUGUCCCAAAUCUUUCUUUUUAAUGACUUCUGUGGUAUGUGUUUGUGCAUACCAUGAGCCAAUCAAAUGCUAGAUAGACAGAAGUACAUAUUGUAGCACAACUUCAAGUGUGUGACGUCGAUCAGAGUCAAAGCUGUGCUGUCAUUUCAAGUCCACCUCUAGCUUUUUGCUUCAUCGUGGAGAUUUCAGAGUCUUGAACACGACAUCAACAUACACCGUGUUCUCAUUUUGACAAAAGGUCCAUUCCAUGUUGGGUGACCAUGAGUCGAUCAGUAGUUUUUAUAGUGGCAGACUGGUGUACAUGGGAUUGGCUCGCCAAAAUAAAUGACAAUGGCCAAUUUUAUUCCCUAGUUUUGAGUUUUAAUUAUGCACAUGUGCCAAAAAUAGAGUUGUUACAGAGUAAGAAUGCAUUAAAUCCAGUGUAAAAUAAGGAAGAUAAAUCCAAGUUCACGAAAGCUAGCAAGACAGUCUUUCCCCAUGUUGUUGUACAUACAUAAAGAGGUAUUAAAUGAAGUGAAAGGUGUACCACAAUCCACCAUGAUGGCAGUUGUUAAUAUGUAAGUUUCUACAGGUAUGUUUGUCGAUACUAGCACUUAAGGAAAAGUGUUGCGAGUAUAAGAUUCAGGAAACACCGCAGUGGUGGGUCAUCAACGUUUGGCUCCAAGUGAUGACUCGAAAUCACACUGAACACCAAAGAGUGCUCAGGAGGAACCAGAUGGGAGCUUAAAGAGCUGUUGUUAAGCCAGCACGAGUACUAGAAAAGACAACGCCUCGCCAGUCCGACUCCCAGAUUGCUUACUAGGAAAAAAAAUCCCUGCACAACAUAAAACAGCCUGAGCGGACAAGGAAGAGAACGUCCUCAGCAGAACUGCAUUCAGUAAAAAUCGGAACUUGUAUUGCCAACGAAAGCUUAUUUGUACGAUAUGAUAUAGGUUAUACAUUUGUACAUUGUCCUUUUAUUUCAUGUAAAUUCAAUAUAACAUUUUUGAAUACUUGGACAUU